This is a messenger RNA of Oryzias latipes (Japanese medaka), 6728 nucleotides long. RefSeq lists its product as uncharacterized. Lineage: Eukaryota; Metazoa; Chordata; Actinopteri; Beloniformes; Adrianichthyidae. The record is from RefSeq and is a predicted model, not a curated record.
UCCAAAAGUUGACCAGAACAGAGCGCAGCAGCGGCGCGCAGAAAAGUCCAGCGCUUUUUCUCUGCGCACAAUCGACUUUCUGUUGCCUGAGAAUGACAAUUUAAUUGCCUCCCUCGGGCUCUCCAUUUUUUCUUCUUCUUUUAUAGAGAUUAUAUUCAUCUUUUCGUGCCGUCUGCCACACCUGCCUGCCCAAGCUCUGAUGGGCGCGGCUGGGAUCGGAGCCCACAUCUCUGUUUUGACUCGCCUGCUGGGAAGGUUGAGAGAAAAGGCACAAACGGAUUGAGGAUUUUGAGGAAACGGUCCCCCCUGGACGAGAUCAGUCACCCAGACAAGAGUCGGACACUUGUUGAAGCUCACUGAAGAUAAGAUGGGAUGGACGAGUUAACGAGACACAUGGAGUUCACUGGAGAAAAGGUUGUGACAGAAACAGUAACCUCCACAACAAGACUGACAACUCUCCCACCAAAGGGAACCAGUGGAUCAAAUCAGAGGAAUAUGUCCAGCAGCACCGGAGGGCUGGGCUUGGAGAAGAAUGCCUUCACCCACAGCAGCAGUGGAGCUUACUUCACUUCAUCUUCUGUAGGUGUGAACUCUGGUAGCUACAGCUCCUCCUCGGGAAUUUUCCUUGGAGGAGACUCAUCAGGAGGAGGCGAGGGAGGGGGAAGCUACAUAGAUGGAGAAAGCUUUGGCAGCGGAGGAGGAAGAGGAGGAGGUGGUGGGGGCAGUUAUCUUGUAAGCUCUGUGUCAAAGGUCCGGUCCAGCUCGGCCGGCGGUGCCAGGAGAGCACAGACUGCUGGCUCAUCUGGAGGUCUGUCGCCAGCCUUCCGGGAGAGGAAGACUAUAUCAAGCCGCUCGGGUGGCUAUGACGGGAGUUCCAGUGCAAAUUCCUCCCCAGAAUUUUCACGCAAAGAUUAUGGAAACUACUGCUCUAGCAGCACAAGAGGGCGGAGUGAAAGCAGAGAGAGUGAAAUCAGAGCCAGAUUACAGAGUGCCUCCCCCUCUGCCGGAAGAUGGGCAGAACUGGAUGAUGUAAAGAAACUGCUGAAGGGACGCUCCAGCAGUGUCAGCCCCACUCGCUCCUCCUGCACCUCCAUCACGCUGCCCGUCCCCAAGAAGGCCAGCGUGGAGACCAAGACCAUUUCCGUGGCCACCCAGUCGGCUGCAACUUCAUUUGGCUCCAGCGUGCACUCAGGCGGGUUCAAUGUCAUUGACACAUCUGGCCUCUAUGAUUCAAGUCUGACAUCUGGACAUCGUGAUACUGGAGUCCAGACAGGCCAUUAUGAUGUCACUUUAGCAUCAGGGCAGUAUGACACUGGGAUCAAGUCAAGCCAAUAUGAUGUUAGCCUGAAAUCAGGGCAGUAUGAUACUGGAAUGAAGUCAAGCCAAUACGAUGUUAGCCUGAAAUCAGGGCAGUAUGAUACUGGAAUGAAGUCAAGCCAAUAUGAUGUUAGCCUGAAAUCAGGACAAUAUAAUACUGGAAUGAAGUCAAGUCAAUAUGAUGUAAGCCUGAAAUCAGGGCAGUAUGCCACCGGUGUUCGAGCUGGCCAGUACGAUUCCAGUGUCAGAUUAGGCCAGUAUGACACAUUGGAUUCGGCAUAUCCCGCUUUCACCUGGUCCACCACGACCCUGCCCUCCACCUCCGCCACAACCGUCAUCGGUGGAGGCACCAACUACAGCUACCAUGUCAGCCAGGUCGGCACCAACAACAUGUCAGGAGGGUCCCCGCCGCUAAGCCCCGCCCCAGCUUCAUCGCUCUCAGUUUAUGGAUUUCAGAACAACCUGGCGCCCACCUCUGGCUAUGUGCUCACCACCAGUGGAGCCAACGUAAACGCAAGCCUUGGAGGUUAUGGCGUUCAGAAGAACGUAUCUAACGGUGGUGGAACCAUCAGCACUGGAGUGUCCUCAGUCACCAGAUCCCAAACUGAAGAUGCUUUAAAGCGGGACUACAAGGUUGUUGCAUCUGAUAAAGAGAAUGUUCCAGUUAGGAGGGAAACAGACAUGCUGAUAUUGGCAAAAGACAGCGGCAAACAGUUCACCAGCAGUACUGGUCACCUAGGAGGAGGUUCCUUGUCAGGAGAUUCAAUAAAGAAGGAGAAGCUGAUUGCUGGUUACAGUGAGACGGCUGCGGUAAAAGCAGAGACGGGCAACUCCUACUAUGGAUCAUCUGGAGUUUUGAUGAAGGACAAAGCCACUUACGCAGAGAUCUACAGGGACAGCGGCGUCUUUGGAGGUGGCGGAGUGUGUUGCUGCUCUGACUCUUGCUGCUCCUGGUGGAAGUGGCUGCUGGGUCUGCUCCUCCUGUCUCUGCUCCUGUUGGGACUCCUGUUUGGCCUCAUCGCUCUGGCUGAGGACGUGAGGAAGCUGAAGAGUGAAGUGGCCACUCUGAAGUCUGAUGCUUCGGCUGCCUCUGCUCGCAUCAGUCGCCUGACGGGUUCAAACGACAUCAACACCUAUGUAAGCGGAAGAGGAGGCGCUGGAGUUGACAACACACUCAUCUUGGGGGCUGGAGGCACAGCUGGAGUUGCAGGUGGAGGCGCAAGUGGAGGAACAGCUGGAGUCGCAGGUGGAGGAACAGCUGGAGUUGCAGGUGGAGGAACAGCUGGAGUUGCAGGUGGAGGAACAGCUGGAGUCGCAGGUGGAGGAACAGCUGGAGUUGCAGGUGGAGGAACAGCUGGAGUCGCAGGUGGAGGAACAGCUGGAGUUGCAGGUGGAGGAACAGCUGGAGUCGCAGGUGGAGGAACAGCUGGAGUUGCAACUGGAGUUGGAGGUGGAGACUCAGGGUCCAGGACGCAAAUAAACAUUUUUACUGGUUCUGGCACAUCCACUGGCGGGAACGGAGUGAGUGACAGCAGCCUGAGCACUGGUGGUUCUGUGGGAGCUGGCUCCAGUAGCGGAGCUGGUACCAGUAUCAAUGUGGAUGGAACCAGCUUAAGUGGUGGUACCGGUCUUGGGACUGAUGUGAGUGGUACCAACUUAAGUGGUGGUACCGGUCUUGGGUCUGGCCUGGGUGGAGCCAGCUUUGGUGGCGGCACCAGCAUUGGAACUGGUGUGAGUGGAACAAACUUUGGUGGCGGAACCAGCCUUGGUACUGGCGUGGGUGGAACCAGCUUUGGUGGCGGAACCAGCUUUGGUGGCGGCACCAGCGUUGGCACUGGCGGGACAUACAUAAAUGACGUUGUUCUUCUGAGAACCAUCCAGCAAGUGCUGCAUUCUGAAGUGAAAUCACAAACAUUUAAAGCUAUUUUAACAUCUUCAGUGCAAGGGGAGAGAGGUCUGCCAGGACCUAAAGGGGACUCUGGAUCUAAAGGAGAACCUGGUUUCCCCGGACCUCAAGGCCCACCAGGUGUAAUAGGAAACCCUGGCCCUGAGGGUCCCAAAGGACAGAGGGGAGUUCAAGGCGAACAAGGGCUGGAAGGGCCACCUGGAGUAAGAGGUAGAGAGGGUCCUCCUGGACCCAGAGGGGAUCCAGGACCCGCAGGCGGUGGACAGAAGGGAGACAAAGGUGCCAACGGAGAACCUGGGGCUCCUGGAUCUGUGGGACCUGCCGGCCCCCUUGGACCCAAAGGUUCACAGGGCCCCCCUGGGUCUCCCGGGAUGCCAGGUCAGCCUGGUUCUCAGGGUUUCCGGGGUGAAGCGGGAAUUCCUGGACCCAAAGGUGACAGGGGGCUUCAAGGGAUUCAAGGACUUAAAGGUGAAGCGGGUGACAGAGGGUUCAGGGGUCUGCAAGGGGAGCCUGGUUUACCGGGUCUACCAGGACAAGGAGAAAAAGGCUCCAAAGGAUCGAUGGGUGACCGAGGACUGCCCGGAUCUCCCGGGCUCAGAGGUCCUUCCGGACCUCCUGGAGAUCCUGGACUUCCAGGAUCAACCGGACUCCAAGGACCACCAGGGAGAGCAGGAGACCCAGGUCGUCCUGGACCCAAAGGUGAACCUGGGCCAGCAGGGAGAAUCAUUAAUGCAGCUGGCUCCUCAACAGUUGCCAUCCCAGGACCACCUGGACCUGCUGGUCCUCCCGGCCCUGCUGGACCACCAGGAUUAUCAGGUCCCAUCGGCCCUGCUGGUCUGCCUGGUUCACCUGGUCCCAAAGGUGACAGGGGCUCUAAGGGAGAUACUGGAGAGCCAGGUUUAAGUGUGAGAACCACUGAAAGAAUAACAUCGUCCACAGCGGACAGACAAUUUGGCGCCAGUGGCACCUCAGCUGGACUGCCUGGUCCACCAGGCCCACCAGGGGUUCCAGGACGUCCAGGUGAUUCAAGACAAGGACCCCCAGGACCUCCAGGACCUCCAGGCCAGCCUGGUUAUGGAAGACCUGGACCUAAAGGAGACAAAGGAGACUCAACAUUUGCAGCUGGCACUGGGACAUUUUAUCCUGGACCCCCCGGACCACCGGGAUCUCCUGGACAUCCAGGCCCUCCAGGAGUCAAAGGGGACACUGGAGCUCCUGGAAUUCCAGGCACUGCCAGAGUCAUGUCAGGGCCUCCUGGUCCCCCAGGAUCUCCUGGUCCUCCUGGCCAGCCAGGCUCUUUUGGAUCUUCUAGUGACAUGCAACAAUACCUGACAGAUUAUCUGAGCAGAUAUGCACAUAGUAGCAUGCGAGGGCCUCCAGGUCCACCUGGGCCUCCAGGACUCCCUGGAACCUUCUCAGGCUCUAUUGAAGACAUCUCCGCUCGCAUUAUUGCAUACUUGCAACGUUCAGAUUCAGGGUUCAGCUUUGGUGCUCGGGGUCAACCUGGUCCACCUGGUCCACCAGGACCUGCUUCUGCAUCCUUAUCAGUCACUGGUCUUAUCGCCAUGCUUCAAAGAGAUGAUGUGAGGGGAUAUCUGUCAGGACCACCAGGGCCACAAGGACCACCUGGACCACCAGGGGCAUCAGUAGGACUUUCCAGCUCAUAUAGGGUCGAAGAGGUGGCUAAUUAUGUCUUCAAAGCGAUGAAUGAGAGAGGUAUUGCUAGAGGUCUACCGGGACCUCCAGGUCCUUCUGGACCUCAAGGUCUUCCUGGCCCUCAGGGUCCCCCUGGAAUGCCAGGUUCUCGAAGCUCUGGUUUCUCCUCAGGUUCUAUCGAUUAUUCGGCACUGAUUAGAAAUUCAGAAUUCCGGUCAUGGAUCACAUCUGCUGUACAGCAUGGCCCUCCUGGUCCUCCAGGUGUCCCAGGACUACCUGGUCCUCCCGGCCCUCAGGGACCACCAGGAGGGUCCACCGCAACGGUGUAUGGAGCAGGAGGUCGAGGCUACAGCUUAGAGGACAUUCAGCGUUACCUGCAGGGUUCUGGUUUUCAAGGCCCUCGCGGCCCCCCUGGUCCUCCUGGUCCUCCAGGUCCACAGGGUCCAUCCGGCACCUCCACUGGCUUAGUUUCAUAUGGUGGGGGCUUCUCAAGAGAGAGCAUUCAGGCUGAGCUGCGGGAUUAUCUGACCAGUGACGCUGUCCGAAGCAUGAUCAUGGGCCCUCCAGGUCCCAGGGGCCAGAAGGGAGAGCGUGGAGAAUCGGGUUAUGUCCAGGGCCACACGUCCUCACAUGGUGACGCUCGAUACGCAUCUGGGCAAAGAGAAGUUGACCUCAGCUCUCUUGCUGAGAGGCUGGACUAUUCCAACGUCGCCAUGAAGGUCACAGACUACAUUAAGAACCAGGGUCUACUGCAGGAGUAUCUGGGGGAGGAUUCUGCGAGGUUAAGGGUACGAGCAGUGCGAGGACCGGCAGGACCACCCGGUCCUCCAGGACCGCCCGGCUACAGUCGAGUCUUCGGGUCCUACGGCAACAUCACCUCUGACCUCAUGGACUUCUUCAGGGCUCACGGCACCAUCCCCGGCCCCCCAGGAAUCCCAGGACCACAGGGAGAAAGAGGUUACCCGGGACCCAAGGGAGACAAAGGUGAUCCAGGACCUCCGGGAUUACCUGGAAUACCGGUGACGUAUCCCGUCGAGAGUCAUGACAGGGCGGACCGAAGAGAAACCUCCUUUAAAGUGAUUGAUCAUCCACGCCGACAUCAUCAUACCAUCGGGGGCUGAAGGGGCCACAGACCACUGGACUGCGUCAAGACUUCAUUCAAAUUUGACAUUUUUUCUCUUUACUUUUUUUUUAGUGGUAAGUUUACCAAUGCAAGAGUUCGGAAAUUUGUAGAAGGCAGAAAUGAAUAAAAAAAAUGCAAUUAUAUCUUUUAAGAAAAUGCUUAUAGAGCCCCUGAUCCAUGUUUCUGUCACACUGACGUGAACAUGUAGCAAAUGGGAGGAUAAUGUUUACUUUGUUACAGGCUUGCAUAGACGUUUCCAGGGGCAGCUUUAUUCAGAACAAUAACCAGCAUCUGCUUUCAGUUUUAAUCACCCCAAAAUCUGAUGUACGUUAUAAAAAAGCGUUUUUUCUGUCAUUUCAGGAUUAUUCUGUAUUAAGGACUAUAGAAAUGUUGAGUAUUUGAUGCAUUAAUCCCACACAAAUUGCAAAAAUGUACUCCGAAUCAAAAAAAAAAUCAUUACAUGAACUUGACUGAGUCAAGUUGAAGUGAGGGUCAUUUCAGAGUUAUGUUUACUUGAAAUGUUUGUUUAUGUUGUUUCUUUAAAGACAGAGACUCGGUAAGACAUGACUGUUUCAGGCUGUAUAUUUUUAUGUAGAAGAGAAGAAAAAGCACUGAAUUUGAUAUAUUUUAUACCUUAAAGUGUUAAAAUACUAAAUUAUGGAAUGUUACCCAUAUUCUGUUUUACAUUCGUGAAAUAAAAAUGGAUUAAAGAAAGAAAGAAAAUAA